Molecule: messenger RNA, 4129 nt
Organism: Sinocyclocheilus grahami
Lineage: Eukaryota; Metazoa; Chordata; Actinopteri; Cypriniformes; Cyprinidae
Product: ELKS/Rab6-interacting/CAST family member 1-like
Exons: 19
Coding region: 258-3047 (929 amino acids)
Biological process (GO): regulation of synaptic plasticity; neuromuscular synaptic transmission; maintenance of presynaptic active zone structure
Cellular component (GO): cytoskeleton of presynaptic active zone
Molecular function (GO): structural constituent of presynaptic active zone
Source: RefSeq, a predicted model, not a curated record
AUACAAAGAAAAAUAGGCCGCUUCCUCUCUAACAGACAUCUAUUGGACAGACGGUCGUUACAUAUCGGAUGAAACAGACCAGCCAUACAAGGCCACCAUAGUUGCUCCAUUUGACAGAAAGAGACAGAAGACCGGUCUUUGCUUGACUGAUCACAUUCCUUAUACUUGAAAUGAAAAUGACCCGGCCUGUUUAUUAGCACAUUCCUUCACAAUACAUUUUCGGUGGGUUCCCUUGCUUGCACUCUAAGCCUGCCAAUAUGUACGGAAGUUCACGCUCUGUGAGCAAAAUGGACAGUAAUCACAGUGGGGGAAGAAACAACCAGGGCAACUCUGGACACUCUCCACGGCUGCCACGGUCACCCCGUAUGGGUCACCGUCGCACCAACAGCAUGGGGGGCAGCGGUGGAGGCCCGGGCGGCUCUGGAGGCAAGACGUUGUCCAUGGAGAACAUUCAAUCUCUCAAUGCUGCCUACGCCACGUCGGGACCGUUGUAUAUGAGUGACAACGAGGUCGCAAUCUGCACUUCCUCUGACCUCCCUAAAAGCGGCGUAGUGACGGGACGCUUUGGAGGCAGCAUUCCUUACGGGGUCCGGGCAACGGUUACAGGCAGCACACCGGACAUGGCCAUGGUGCCGGCGGUGUCCACUGACUCUAUGGGCUUUGGAGGGGAGAUCCACGCUGCGUCAACCGUUCCUCACUCACUACGUCAGGCGAGGGACAACACCAUCAUGGAGCUCCAAGCCCAGCUCAAGGAGGUGCUGAGGGAGAACGAGCUGCUUCAGAAGGAAAUCGAGGUGAAGGAGAGCAAGCUCAGCUCCUCCAUGAGCUCCAUCAAAAGCUUCUGGAGCCCGGAGCUGAAGAAAGAACGUGCGCUGCGCAAAGACGAGUCAUCCAAAAUAACAGUGUGGAAGGAGCAGUAUCGCGCUGUGCAAGAUGAGACACAGCACCUGCAGACAACUGUGCAGGCGCUACAGGCCGAGCUGCGUAUCCAGCGCGACUUGAACCAGCUACUCCAGCCCCCCGGGGAGCCACUGGCCUGCGAGCCCAGCGAGGAGCAGGAGCGGCAGGCUCGAGAGGCGUUCUUGCUCCGCCGUACCCUGGAGGAGAUGGAGGUUCGCCUGGAGACCCAGCGGCAGACGCUAGUUGCUCGCGAUGAGUCAGUCAAAAAGCUCCUGGAGAUGUUGCACAGCAAGGGACCCUCCACUAAAGCCAGUGAAGAGGAUCAUGAGCGCACACGUCGCCUUGCAGAUGCCGAGAUGCACGCGCACCACCUGGAGAACCUUCUAGAACAGCGUGAUAAAGAGCUAGCCGCUUUGAGAGAGGAGCUGCAUCGCCGCCUCGAGGGGACGCCAGAGACUACGAAAACCAAAGCUCUUCAGACUGUAAUUGAGAUGAAGGAUUCUCAGAUCAGUUCUCUAGAGCGGGGCCUCAGAGAGCUGGAGGACCAGGUCAUGAUGCUUCGCUCCAGUAGCAUGCUUAGCUGUGAGGAACGGCAGGAAGAGGCCAAGCAGAUGGAGGUCUACCGCAACCACACCAAGUUCAUGAAGAACAAGAUGGACCAAGUUAAGCAAGACCUUUCCAGGAAGGACACCCAGCUCCUUGGAUUGCAGACUAAGCUGGAGACCCUGACUAACCAGUUCUCUGACAGCAAACAGCAUAUUGAAGUGCUUAAAGAGUCUCUGACUGCCAAAGAACAACGUGCUGCUAUUCUACAGACAGAGGUGGAUGCUCUGAGGUUGCGUCUGGAGGAGAAGGAGACCAUGUUAAACAAAAAGAGUAAGCAAAUCCAGGAAAUGUCUGAAGAAAAGAGCACACUCAAUGGAGAAAUCCAUGAUCUGAAGGACAUGCUGGAUGUCAAGGAGCGUAAAGUCAAUGUACUUCAGAAAAAAAUUGAAAACCUGCAGGAACAGCUGAGGGAUAAAGAGAAGCAGAUGAGCAGCCUUAGAGAGAGGGUGAAGUCCCUACAGACAGACACGUCUAAUACAGACACGGCCCUCACUACACUGGAGGACUCACUGGCCGAGAAGGAACGUAUUAUUGAGCGCCUGAAGGAGCAACGUGACCGCGAGGAGCGAGAGAAGGCAGAGGAGCUGGACAGCAGUAAAAAAGAGCUGAGGGAGUUAAAGGAGAAAGUCAGCAUGCUGCAGGGAGACCUGUCAGACCGAGAGACUUCCCUGCUGGACCUCAAAGAGCAUGCGUCGUCGCUGGCCUCAUCUAGCCUGAAGAAAGACUCCAAAUUGAAAAGCCUAGAGAUCGCCCUUGAGCAGAGGAGGGAGGAAUGCAUUAAACUUGAGAACCAACUAAAGAAGACCCAGAGUGCUGCAGCCAAUGCACAGGCCAACGCAGAGAUAUCUGAAAGGAUUUCUUCACUUGAAGCUGAUGUGGCCAGACACCGAGAAGACUCCGCCAAAGCCCAGGCUGAAGUUGAUCGUCUAUUGGACAUCCUGCGUCAGAUGGAGAACGAGAAGAACGACAAAGACAGAAAAAUCAGUGAGCUGGAGAGUGUGACUUCCAGGCAAAUGAAAGAGCAGAGUAAGAAGUCCUCUGGCAAACACAAGGAGCUGUCAGGGAAGGGCAGAAAUGUCAACGAUGGCCCACAGCAGGAGUCCCUGCGGCAGAAGGCAGAGCGUAUCGAGGAGCUGGAGGAGGCUCUCAGAGAGAGCGUUCAAAUCACUGCCGAGAGGGAGAUGGUGCUGGCGCAGGAGGAGGCCGCACGAACCCACCAGGAGAAACAGUUUCCUUACUUGAUUUCAACAAUUGUAACUCACAGACAGGAGGCUCUGCUGGCAGCCAUAAGUGAGAAAGAUGCUAACAUAGCUUUGCUGGAGCUGUCUUCAUCCAAAAAAAAGAAGACACAAGAGGAAGUGGCCCAGCUGCGGAGAGAGAAGGACCGUUUGGUGCAGCAGCUCAAACAGCAGACACAGAACCGUAUGAAGCUCAUGGCGGAUAAUUACGACGACGGCUACUUGAAAACACCCCCCGACCAGACCAACCACAAACCUCCAAAAUCACCCGAUCAGGAUGAUGAGGAGGGCAUUUGGGCAUAGCCUCACUGGCAGCCAUUUUGUUUUUAGAAGGAUAAGAUAUGGGCGGAAAGCUACAGUGCACAGGAGCUCUACACCGGCCACCUGAUUAUCCCAUACAACCACCCCAAACCCCUUUACUUACACAAUCAACUCAGCCCACAUCUCAUCACACCAGUUACCCAGGACCCACCGCCAGAGACCACACACACAUUCUCACAGUGGGAGCCUGGGAUGGUGAGUCAGUGUGGAGCUGCAGUUCCCUGGACCCUGCUUUGGACCUCCAGAACCAAACUGGCCAUGAUCGAACCCUCCAGCUCCACUCCAACCUCCACUGUCUCUCUGGCCUCACCUCUCACCUGAACUAAACCGGAGCCCUCUAAGACCCUGUAACAGUCUGUAGUCUUAAUACUGGUGCAGCAUUGAAAAUAUGCAGUGUUAGUUGAGUCGUGAAUGCAAUUUUAAUUUCGUUCUCUUGAUAUGUCAUCAUGGUUGAGUAAAUACAGAUUUAGAAUGUUAACCUGAUCAAUGGGUGGUGCUAUAUAAACAUAACUGAAUGCCAAACUGUUGUUAAACAAUUAAAAAAAAAGUGUUAUGCUACUUAAACUGCACUCAGCAUUAAGACCUUCGAUCUAUUCUGUGUUUAGGUAGCGUCUUGCACUGGUUAUACUUCAUUGGAUGACCCUUCCCCUUUACCAAAAACUUAUAGGACACCUUCAAGAGCAUGACAUAAACAUUUAUAGAUGUCACACCUGACGCUUCGUCAGUGGAAAAAAAAUCAGGUUCUGUACAUCCUUUAAUUCAAAUUAACAGCUGCUACAAGGAAUAGACAUAAAAUAUAUAUGAAAAGAGUUUGCAUUGCUCAUGAAGCAAUCCACCAAGAGGUGCGUGCAAGAAAUUGCAGUUCUCGCUUAAUGAGACUAUAGUUGUUUUCUAGCAGCUCUUAGACAGGACAUUGUAGGCUCCCAAAUAUCUUCAUAUCAUGUCCAGAUAACCAGUUUCUGAGAGCGCAUUGCUGGUUUUAUGUGCUCUCAUAAAUGUGGAUAUCAUUGUGUCUCUCUCUCUCUCUCUCUCUCAAAGUGGAUUUUUUUAUGUUGCAUUCGUGG